Styela clava is the source of this 1723-nucleotide messenger RNA. RefSeq lists its product as uncharacterized. The record is from RefSeq and is a predicted model, not a curated record. NCBI's taxonomy places the organism in Eukaryota, Metazoa, Chordata, Ascidiacea, Stolidobranchia, Styelidae.
GUAAAAAAAUGCUGGAAAAAAUAGUUCUGAUUUUGUUGAUAUUUGGAUUUCAAGUUCCUGAAGGCUUGACUGGUGCUCCAGAACCUGACGAUGACACAUCCCAACAACAAGAAAUCUUUGGUAAUUGGGUAAUCAUGAUUGACGACGUGAUCAAUAGAAUAUACAACGUUACUCCAGCAGAUUUUUUUAUUGCAAUACACAUUGUUUCAAUUUUUGGAGAUCCUUGGAAAGGCAGACCCUGGACGAUGAUCGAUGAUAUUCGCAUCAGAAAUUUGCUCAAUGCCAUGCAGCAACUUCAAAAAGAGUCAAAUGCUUUUCAAAAUCCGGAUAUGUUUGACGUUUUAAAAUUGAGUCGUUCAUUAUUUUGUCGCCAUUACCUGUGCAGAGUUGGGCAUUGUAGUUUUUUGCCCUUACAAGAAGAUGAUAACGACUAUCGCACUGCUGUGGGUCAGCUGCAAACCUAUUGGUCAAGAGAUAAUCACAACUUCGGUGAGGAAAGCGUCAUGGAGUGGUUUAACAGUAUGGAUUUUGGCACGAGUGGCAAUGAAGUAAAAAACGAAGUAGUGCCGUUUUGGAACGACUAUUUCUACAGAAUGAUUCUAUUGAAAGAUGAGUUUGAAGAGUUACAAGAACACCCAGAAAAAUUUCCGGGGAUUGUAGACAGUAUGCUGCAAUGUACAUGCGAAAAUGAUUUUACUGGAAUCUCUUGCGACCAAUGCCCUUCAGACAAGCGUAUAUGAUAUGUUAUUGUUCAGUAAUCUUUAAAUAAUUUUUAAAAAAUAUUAAACUUAAUUUUGAAUCUAUUAUUUUUCGUUACAUCAUAACUUCACGUUUCCUUACAUAAUGCACUCAUGUUGCAAUUGCAUGAGACAAUACUUUUAACAACGGUAAACAUUUUGCCGCUGGGGGGCAGCGAGCAUGAUACUUGUGGCAUAUAAUUUCCUUUAAAAAUUAGGCUUAUUCCUGAAAUCGUAUUUCCAAAACCAAUGAGAUUAUAGAAUUCAAGAAAUUUAGACCUCAUCGUGUUUAUUUGGAGUGAAGUAAUGCUGGAAUAAAUAGUAGAUGAAUCGCGUAUCGUGGAAUUUAUAUACCAGUACAUCCAGUUUAUUGAGUCAAAAAAGCAUUUGAAACGUUGUUCAAUGAAUUAUCAAAUUUACAACAUAUUAAAAGUCGCAGUAGCACUCAAGUAUGAAAGCUUGCCGUUGGUAAAGCGGACGACUACAAUUACAUUGCUCUCCCACAUAAAGCUUAUGUUUGGAAUCUCUAAUUCGCCUAACAUGUAAUUAGUAAAAUACCUUGGUGUUUUGUAAACAUUCAUUGACAUGCUAAGUUGUGCUUUGUCAUGAUACAUAAAUGUAAUAAGAUCCUUUUAGCAAAUCCAGUACAAUCUCCUAAUCAAUAAAUCGUUGUCCAUCUUUAUCAUUUGAAUUGUGUAUAUGUCUCAUCUCGUAUUUCCCAAAUGUGACCGAGUUUCUACAAGCAAGUCGUAAGAUCCGUUACGGCAUUCCAACUUGGUAUAAUAUAUAUUUGAAAAUGUUGAUCGUUUCAUACAUUACAAAAAAGCUCUGGAAAACGUAAACAUUGAUAUCUCGAUACCCAUAAAGCCAAAGUCGGGAUUAAAUCAGGCUCGACGUAACAUUUACUUGUGUGAUGUAGAAAUUCGAAGAUCUUGAACCUGCAAAUAGUCACUUACAGGGCAUCAACUCAAAAUCUGUCGCACAUA